AUGGGAGGCGCGGAUGACAACUCUGAGCUGUACGUGGCUAUCGUAGCACUUAUUAUAGCUGUCAUAGCCUUUGCGACAACAGUCAUCCAACUCGCGCAGAGUAUCAUUGCCACAGCGCGAGGCCUUCCUAACUGCGAUGAGCGUGUGAUGGGGAAAUGGGCCGACCUGAGCUCCCGAAAAUUCAAGUGGUGGCAGUUAAGACUUGAAAUCGACUUCCAGGCCCCUGUGAUCUUCCUCGCGCCCGCUAAUAAUGUCCGAGGACCUGUCAAGGAUGAGCACAACAAUGAUGCGCCAAUAUUCUACGCAAAUGGAACCGAGGAAAGCUUCGACGCAUUCGGAGUUAGUGAAUAUCAACAAGACGAUGCUUUUAACCAGCGAAUGGGACGCCAGCGGGUCCACACUGUGAACAACGAACUUGCGACUUGGGUGACACUUCUAAGUGCCAUUCAGACGAUGGAGAAAAGUUCAAGGUCGUGGGAAUUCAAGCGAUGGCAAGAUAGUUUACAACCUCAACCCACCUUGAAGGAGCAAUCAGUUACGCUCGCAGUCGGUCUACAGAAGAAAAAGCGCAGUUUCGAUGCGAAUCCAACAGUCAAAAAGCCGUACGCCACAACAACCCUCUGUCACCUCGUCGAGUUGACUGCCAUACUUGGGCUAUACUGGAAGGAGUUCAACAGAGACCAGGACAAGUAUCGUGCCGAGGGCAACGGCUACAGCCUACUCGGGACACGGGUGGACGACUUUGGCCUUGUGUUUGUCUUCGAGAAGACUGGAUGGGCAACCUUCGAGCAAAACCGAAUCAUCCCAACCCGCGAGGUCAAAGAGUUGUGUUUCGGCAGCCUCCCUACGUUCUACCGCGAAGUAGACCCUGCAUCUGACGAAAUGUGGAGCUCCCGUUUAAUGGAACAGAGAACAAUGUCAACUUUGCGGCUUGGAAGUCGACAAGAAAUCGUGGAUACUCUAAGUCUCAUCGGAUGCAAUACAAACACAACACUCUAUUAUCAGAAGGAUGGAUCAAAGAAUACCCACCUGUUUCCGGUCACGUUUGAGAUCAUGGGCAUGCUUGGUCGCACAUUACAUGUCAUGAAUCGCCCGUUCCGCUUCCUGCCGAACCCAACCAUAUUCGCUUGGAACUCGCAGCGAUUCAAUAUGCGAAGAAUGCUCAGCGAAUUUGAGAAGAGCCUGCGCGCUAACUUGGACGCGUCUUCACGGACUCGGCAUGCCAUCUCAGAAGAUUUGGAAAGAGUCAUGGCCAUGGCUGCCAUGUUACAGCGCAAACUCCCAGAGCAGAACGCCCAGUUUGCGCCGCAGGAUCUUAAUGAGAUCCACGGUGUGAUAGACAGUAUUACUGGCAUGCUGUCUGAGGCAACAAAGGAUAAGAAGGUCGUCCUAGAUGUCUUGCGUCGUCACAUCCAAGAGGUUCUCCUGGCUAUCAACACUACAGCCGACCAGACCCAGGCGCUGAACCCGGCCUCACCAAUUUCACGUCCUGUGUCCUUCGACGACCUCUUAGAAGUGCCUCCAGAGCGCAGAGAACGUCAAUUCAUGAUGAAAUACUUUGGAGAGAUCCGACUUAGGGUUAUCAGCAUUGACUCCGAGCACGAUGAUCUGCAGGCACAAGUAUCCCUUCAUAUCCACACUAGUAGCCCGCAGCAACAAGAACAGACAGCUCAGGACGAUAUGAAGGCACAAUCUGACCAGAGGCGGGAUCAGAAGCAAGCUGCACAGCCUCAACCAGCGACGGACAAUAGUCCAAAUACCGAUACCGCAGCGGCUUCGCCGGACCCGCAGCACCGCGCCCCAGCUCCUUCAGGCUCGCCCCCAAUGUCCAACUCAUCUCAGUUUCCUUCUGCAGGGCUGUCGCGUCCGGUUCUCCGUGCAGACACUGAUACCACUGGAUGGGGGAUAGGAAGUAGGACCAGUACUAACCAAAGUCACGCCCACCGGAGCGAGACGUGGAACACCACAAUGAGCGAUCGGUUCGAACCACGUCGAAAUGACAUAUGGUGCGCACUGGUCCUUAGAAUGCUUUGUUGGCUCCUCUUGCACGAUUUCGACAAGAGGGAUGUGCAAGUACCAAAGAGCGAGCUGAUGGGCAGUCGGCUGCCUGUGUAUAUUAUGUGA
Neoarthrinium moseri is the source of this 2124-nucleotide messenger RNA. RefSeq lists its product as uncharacterized. Bases 1 to 2124 code for a protein of 707 amino acids. The transcript has a single exon. The record is from RefSeq and is a predicted model, not a curated record. Lineage: Eukaryota; Fungi; Ascomycota; Sordariomycetes; Amphisphaeriales; Apiosporaceae.